AUCGGCCCCACUUCUUUCCUUUUCUCCUUACCUUCUUUUGACUUCCUUCUUCCCCCAUUUAUAAUCCCUCUUUACAUUUGAAUCACACCGGUGACUACCUGCCGGCGAUGAUGGUGGCUUGCUAGUCCCGUUGUCAAUUGGCUUUGCAGUUGCUGAUGAAAUUCAAGUGAUUUCACUUUGUUGUACAGAAAAAAAGGGGGAAAAAGAAUGGAUGGCGUUGAUCGGUUCCGGCGACGGAGGACACUCCAAGAGCGGCUAGGAGUAGGACUAGUUUGUUGUGGGUCCACUUGGGACAUCGAACCCUCCACCAUGGGCGUCAGAGACGGCGACGACGAUGACGAAGACGACGAGGCCAGCGUCGGCGAUGAUCCAGUUGACCUACCAAAUCAGCUAACAGAUGAAAUUCAAACCCCACUGGAGUCGAAUUCAAAUCCUGACUGCGUUCUACCGUCGCCACGUAUGAGUCUCGCCGACGUGUUGGAAGCCGAACGGCAGUCUCGACCUACCACCGUGGCAGCUGAUGGUGGCGACUCGUUGACUUCUGGCAACGAUAACGACGUUAGGCUGACAACAACCAUACCGGUGACGCCGGCGAGGGUGUCGUUGAUGAGAUUACUUGAGGAAACGGACGAUCACGAUGAAAAGGAAGGAGGGGGGAUGGAUCCUGUGUGUUGCGUGUGUAUGAGAAGGAAGAAGGGUGCAGCAUUCAUACCGUGUGGACACACAUUCUGUAGGGUGUGUUCGAGGGAGUUAUGGUUGAAUCGAGGUUCGUGUCCACUUUGUAACCGUUCGAUUCUCGAAAUCCUUGACAUAUAUUAAACUCAAAUUUCAAUAUUAUGCUCGGAUAUUAUCGAUGGUUUGUAUCA
Lactuca sativa (garden lettuce) is the source of this 866-nucleotide messenger RNA. Its product is annotated as putative E3 ubiquitin-protein ligase XBAT35. The record is from RefSeq and is a predicted model, not a curated record. NCBI's taxonomy places the organism in Eukaryota, Viridiplantae, Streptophyta, Magnoliopsida, Asterales, Asteraceae.